Biomphalaria glabrata is the source of this 5121-nucleotide messenger RNA. Its product is annotated as blue-sensitive opsin-like. Lineage: Eukaryota; Metazoa; Mollusca; Gastropoda; Planorbidae. Gene Ontology annotation, molecular function: G protein-coupled receptor activity. Gene Ontology annotation, cellular component: plasma membrane. Gene Ontology annotation, biological process: G protein-coupled receptor signaling pathway. The record is from RefSeq and is a predicted model, not a curated record. The coding region runs from base 428 to 1450 and encodes 340 amino acids. The transcript has 3 exons.
AUUCGUUUAACAUUUUUAUCUUCUCUCUCUCUCUGUCUCGCUCUCUCUCUCACCCUUUCCCUCAGUAUUUGAGGCAAACAGCCAAUAAUAGUUGUGUUAGUGCUCUGUUUUUUUGUUUGCUUGACUUCAUGGCCUUUCAUUCGGUUGUUUAUUGUGCGGUAGAUUUGGACUAUUUAGCAUCACAGCCAAAGUAAACUUUCCGACGACUUUUCCUAUAAACCCUCUAUUAUGUGCCAUUAAAGAAUUCUUUGUGAAACAUCAACAAAAAUCGAGUUUUGAUCUUCACCUCAAUCAGUUCUUAUUCAUCAAUUUCGGCUGGAUUUCGGAUGCGUUCUUUCUGAAUUGAAUUCUAGAAGUUGAAUGAAGUGAAUGAUCUCUCCCAUAGAUUGUGGUUUUAAUUGUUGCCUGAGCUAGACAGAACUACACAAUGGUUAAUAACAGUACUACGGAUUUCAUAGUCAGCGAGGCCAUUGCACAAACAUAUUUAUGGUUUCUGUGUGGUAUUGGUAUUCCUGCCAACACACUGGCCAUCAUUGUCAUUUUGACCAUGCAAUCCAUGACCCCGGCCACGUUUCUCAUCGCUUCUCUGGCGUUCUUUGAUGGCACUGCGCUCAUUGUUAAGUUAGUGGUCUAUCUGAUGGACGUCUACGCCACACCGCCUUGCAAGACCAGUUUUAUUGUCAACUUCUUCUCCAUGAUGACCAACUGGACACUGGCCUACGUGUGUUUGGAACGGUUUAUUUCCGUCUGUUACCCUCUGAAAAAGCUCUAUCUCGUUACGCUGCUCAGAUGUGUUGCUUGCGUGGCUGUCACUGCAGCGGCCAUGUUAAGUUACUUCGUGCCUGUAUUUAGUCUGAUGUUCUUUUGGAACUCUAACGACACUUCGUGUUGGGUGCACAAUGAGUACGAUGAGUUCUAUUUUUAUUACCACAGAUGGAUCAAUGAGACUUUGGUUCUAUUCAUACCUUACACUGCCGUCGUGGUGCUGACUUUCGUCAUUGUCGUAAAGCUGAAAGUUAACGCUAAACAACGUCGUAAAAGUCUUCAGUCCACUGGGUCCGCGAACAGCAAGACGCCAUGCAGUUAUACUGAGCGCGUCAUCAAGGAAAACGAGCGAGUGGAAAGCACUUUGACCAUCAUGCUGAUCUGCACCGCCAUCUUGUUCAUCGUCCUGACCUUGCCUUCAUUUCUGUAUUUUAUUAUAGAUAAGAAUUCACUCAGAUAUCCGCUCAUAUUCAAACAGUUGAAGUAUAUCCUUUAUGACAGCACACAUGCGUUUAACUUUUUCAUAUAUUUCUUCUCGGCGGCCAAAUUUAGAUGCCGCUUUUAUAAACUUAUUGGUGUAGAUCGGUGCCGCAAUGGGUGCAAGAACGAAUCGGAUGAGUCCAGGGAAGGAGAGGACGAUAUGUCACCAAAUACCCACCUCACGAAUUUUUCAACAAAUCAAUAAAAUUGUCCGACAGAGUGGAUUUCUAUUUGUACAUUAAGUCUAUUUCAAUUUCGUCAAACCGGAAAUGUUCAGGACAUGGAGCUUUUUGGUGUAUCAGUUUGACAGACAACAGAUUGGCAGUAUAGAUGUUUUAAUCCACCUGAUCAAUUUUGUGUUCUUUUUUUAGCAUUGUUGAAUUAAAUUUUAAAUGAAAUUUGUAAAACAAAAACGCAGAUUACUGUAACUAUUAAUUGACAGUAGAAAUUAAAAACAUUGCUGCUAGGAAAAGACAAAAAUUUGUAUUGAAAAUGUUUAAUUUUUGAUAUCAUAAUUAUUGGUUUUCUAACCUGUGGACUUCUCAUUGGUCUCAACUUUUCACCAAUGAGUAUUUAGAUCGCUAAAUAUUAUCAAAACGAAUUAUUUUUCCAUAAUAAAAUAAAAAAAACAUCUUUAAAAAAACAAAAACUUAUAACAUAAAUAAAAUAAAAUAAAAAAUAACGCAAUGAAACAGCUGCUUAAUUAACUUCGUGUACUCACUCCAAACUCAAAGUUGGUUUCACUGUGAAAAGAGUUGUGCCGAAGGCUCUUCGUACUCUAGGCUUGCAAGCCUGAUUGAAAAAAACAACACUAUGUCCGGAUAAGGUUCAAAUCAAUGUCUAUACAAAAUACUCCUAUUUCCAAUGUGUCGGAAACACCGGGUGUACGGACUAAAAUACUAGGCCCAAGGCCAUCAGUACUUAAUGUGGUUAGGCAAAAGAAGUUGAGACAUAUAUAUUUUCCAAAAUCUCAAACAAAGUCAUUGAUAUUUGGAGUUGGUUUAAUGUAUAGUUUUUCAAUACAGAUCUUUUUUAAAAACAAAGUUUACUCGCAAUCUACACAAUUGCUUUACAUGUUACUUGCAGUGUAAAUGUUUUUUUGAAAUGUUUGUAAAUUGCUCGACAAGAAAUUUCAUGUCAGUAUCUUCCUACAUUUUUUAAAUUUUAUUUUUGUAAUUGUGACUUUUUGUCUGAAUUUGUUGUGAAGGACUCCAGUAGACCUUGUGAAUGACUCCAGUCAGGGCCGGUCUUAGACUACUGCAACCUAUGCGGUCGCAGUAGGCCCGCGUUUUCAUAGUUGUAGAUGUAAAUUAUUAAAUUAAACCAUCUUAACUUAUCAUUAAAGUGUUCAUGGAAUUAUCCUGAAAUUGCAAAAUAUACGAAAAAGUCAUGAAAAUCUCAUGAAAUUAUUAAAAUCUUAUGAAAACUGAUGCAAAUCUCCUUAGAAAUAGACAAAAUUGUCAUUCAAUAUGGACAACGCCAAUCCUACUCGUGAUAAAAAAAAACGGCAUAGUCAGCUUUCAUUUAGUAAAUAUGUAAUAAUAAGGCGAAUUUUAACAAAAACAAGAAGUACAAAUACUUAAUUUACUUUAAUAGUCACUGGCAUUUAACUAUAGAUCUUAAUCUAUCUCGACCUCUUAAAAAAAACUAAAGCAAAUGCGAUAUUUUGCUAGUCGAUAGUAAAUCUAAAGGGCAGAUCUAAAUUUGUAUCGGCUUUUAGUUGAAAAACUACUAUCUACUGUAGAUUGCUCGUAAAGUUAAUUUGACAGUGGUUUUUUACUUAGUAAAGAAUGAAUAAAAUGCAAAGACGAAUUUAUAUUCUUGUACAAAAUCUUAAUUUUCACUUAUUAUCCAGAAUGGGCCCCACGCAAUCCGUUUCGCAUAGGUCCGCGCAAUCAGUAGGACCGGCCCUGACUCCAGUUGACCUUGUUGUGAAUGACUCCUCAAUUUUUUGAAUUGUUACAAAGACCAGAGUGUAAUUGGAAUACAGACGGAAAGUAGCCAUUUAUCUUGUAUUAGAAGGCCGACGUAGGCCCUACGUAUUGCUUGGGCUAAUAGUAGAGAUAUUAAUUGUUGUUUAUAACUCCCUGUCAUCUAGACGCUUGUAGUGGGUAAGUUAAUAGUAUAUUGUUUACGUAUUCUGUUCUUUAAGUUCUAGAUGUUAAUUUAUUUGUUAAUCGCUAGGACUAUAUCGACUUGCUACCAUAUUAUUUGAGUGCCAGUGUCUUAGGGGGUUUGAUACCAUGCAUGAAUGCAAAGUGAAAAGUGAAAACUUGCAUGAACAAGGCGCAGAGGCGUAGUGAGAGGGGGGCAUGGGGGGUGACAAUGCCACGAGCGCCACCAAAACAAAUAUUGUAGAUAUUUUAGUUAGGUAAUACAUUCUAAGGCUAUUUAUAUUAUAUUAUUAUUAAACACUUAUUUUAUUUAUAAACUUAUAUUUCUAUGUGAUGUUCAUGGAAAAUGGCGGGUGUGGGGGGGGGGGGGGACUCACGUUUCGCUCACUACGCCUCUUCCAAGACGUGAAGAUCUUAAAUGAGAAAAAAAAAUGGAUGAGUUUGAUAAUUGUGCUUCGGUAUGUUGAUAGAAUGACUUCAUCACUAAUAAUAGGUUUCGUGUGUAAGAAAAGCCUUGAAGUCCUGUUCAACUGUUAUCUAAUUUAAGUAUACAUUUUUUUGUAGGGUUUUGAAUAUUGAUGAUUACUACUACAAAGGAUUAUUAUAACUAUUUUACAUAAUAUCUUAUAUAUAUCAUAAAUGUAGUAUAAAGCUAUUAGCGCUGAAACCAAUUAUGCAUAGACUUGAGACGUAACAUCUAAUACUAGCAGCACCAAGGGACCAAGUCUAUUGAGAGAAGAAGGCGAAGACAAUAUGGCGUAGGGUGAGGGGCAGUGGUUCGAAUCUUCAUCUGGACCUGUCUUCUUGUCGACAUAUUUUCUUCCCUUUCUUCACUUAAUAACCUUGGUCCUUUAGUGCUGCUAUUUUUAGAUGUUACGUAUUCUUGUGUUACGUUCUGUUGUAUAUACAUAGAAAAUGUAUGUUCACCAACACCCUUAGACGUUAGAUGUUAUUGUAUAAUUUAGUUUCUAUGCUCCUGACAAUGAAACCUAAUUACUUUGUCUGAGUGAUUUGUCUACGGAUUGUUUUUAAUAUUAUGGAUUUACUGAAAACCUGUUGAGAGAUUAAAAUUGAUCAUGUUUUAAAAAUGUUUAACUAUAUUUCCUUGGUGUAUUGAUUCUAUCUCUUAAGAUUAAAAAAAAAAAAAAAAAAAAAUAAAACAAAAGAAAAAAACUAGUUCAAAAAAUCAAUUGGAAACUCAUAUGCCCAAUUACAUACUAACCUUUAUUCAUGUAUGCUAAUUUUAUGUCACGUACCUCUCAUCUACCUCCCCGCCUCCCAAGUCAAUACCGUUUUAAUGUCAUUUGAAAUGUGUGAACGAUUCAUGAAUUAUUGAAAGACUAACACUAUGUAUCUACUUUGUUAAUACUAUACACAUUUAAAGACAGAACACUUUGUUGCGGUCGACUCAUGUUAGCUUCCUUAAGGCGAAAAGCCGAUUUUCGUUUAGUGCCUGUCCAUCCGUCAGUCCUUUAGCUCUCAAAAACUACGAAAGAUCUUGUGAAUAUCUGAUAUCAAAUUUAAGAUCUUAAAGACCUAAUGUUCGAGUGUUACGGCUAUUUUUUUUUCCUCUUCUGAAAGCGAAAAACUUUGUUUUUAAUUUUAAAUAUACUACCAGUUUGUUUAAACUUUCAUUUUAUUUUACUAUAAAUAAUAGAACAAGAUAAACUAUGACAGAGAUGUAAUUAUUUGUAUAUUUAUAUAACAUAAUGCUUACAGCGUUGAAAACAUUUGAAUUAGUAAAAAAAAAUUAUUAAAAAUG